Acomys russatus (golden spiny mouse) is the source of this 2479-nucleotide messenger RNA. RefSeq names its product C2 calcium dependent domain containing 2 (gene C2cd2). The transcript has 14 exons. NCBI's taxonomy places the organism in Eukaryota, Metazoa, Chordata, Mammalia, Rodentia, Muridae. The record is from RefSeq and is a predicted model, not a curated record. Bases 281 to 2371 code for a protein of 696 amino acids.
GGAUGUGAGCUAAGAGGAAGAGCCUUGCCCCGCACUUCCCAGCGGCGCGUGGGGAGCAGCUGCCUCUGUCCUGCGUUUCAGUCCCAGGCGCGCAGCCUUCGGUUGGGUGCGCAGACAGAUCCCCGCCGCCCUCCCCGCGUCCUCGGCCUCCCAGGCUCAGGCCCCCGGGCCCCUGUGUCUCAGCGGAUGUCCUGAGUCGCUAGCCGCCAGCUUUGCGCGCCCGGGGGCCCGCGGCUGCUCCGGGGAGUCAGGGAGCCCUCGCCGGGUAUGCGCCGUCAGCAUGGGCUCGUGGCUCGGCGAGGUACAGUGGUUCGCCCUAGUGUCGCUCUUCGUCGCGGCCCUGGGCACCGUGGGCCUGUACUUGGCGCAGUGGGCGCUGGUCAGGGCGCGACCCCCGCCCCGGCGGCGGGCGGAGCCGGACGAGGGACGGCGCCAGGAGUCGGACACACUCCUGUCCUGGAUACUGACACUGGAUAGCUGGGGGAACCAGUGGCAGGCGGCCUGGGUGACCGCCCUGAACUACGAGGCCGAAAGAAGAGGGGGUCCACUGUGUCUUUCUUUCCAGCAAGACCCACGGCGACAGCCCUUGCAGCUGAGAGUCGGGGAGGUCUCCAGUGUGGCCAAGUCAGCCCAAGAGAAGAUGGUGAUCUGUCAAGUGGUGGGCGAGACCCUUCAGUUCCUGGUCAGUGCAGGGCCUGCCUCUGCCCCAGGCUCUGAAUUCCAGCUGUAUGACGUCCGGCUUUCCCCGUUUCAUUUAAAGAUGGAAUUCCACAUGGAAGAGAAGAGAGAGGACAUCCAGAUCAGGUGGUCUUUCACCCACACGCCAGACACAGCCAUCAAGAUUCAGCCCCAGGCCCCAGGGGAGAAACAGGUGCUCGAGGUAAACAUGCUUUCUGAAGCCCUUGAGGAUCUUCUCAAGCACCUAGUUAGUGCUGCCUCUCCAUCUGUUUUUCUGAGCACCAAGCCUAUGCAAGUUAAAGAAGCUCAGACUCUACAGUGCACUUCUUCCACUGCUCAGGAAUCCUGCCCUCCCAAACCUCCAAGGGCUCAUGAACUGAAACUGCAGGUGAAGAACAUCCGAGUCUCCCUGCUAAACCACCCUGGUGCUUCAGGCAGCAUUGGCUAUGUGUGUGAGGCCCAGCUGAACGACCCUGCUCAGCGGUUCAUCAGCACCCUAGUGAGAAACACUACAGACCUCGCGUGGGAGGAAGAAUUCAUCUUUGAACUGAAUGCCAAAUCCAAGGAACUGCUCCUGAAGGUCUCAGAGGAUGAGCGCUCCUCAGAAGGUCUGUUGGGGACAACAACCAUUCACUUGGACUUGUUUAGGAAGCAGCCUAACGGCCCACAGACCUUCAGACUGAACAGCGGGACAGAGCCUGACAGCCUGGUGUUGGGCUCAGUCACUGCAGAGUUUUCUUAUGUAGAACCUGGUGAGCCGAAGCCCUGGCCAGCUCCUCCCCGUGUGUCUGCUGCAAAGAUAGAAAAGGACCGCACGGUGAUGCCGUGUGGGACUGUGGUCACCACUGUCACCGCUGUGAAGACCAAACCUCGCUUUGACACAGGGAGGGCAUCCCCACUGAGCUCAGAGUCCCCCGUGAGGACACCCAUCAAGGUGAAGGUCAUUGAGAAGGACAUCUCUGUCCAGGCCAUUUCGUGCCACAGUGCCCCAGUCAGCAAGACUUUCUCCUCUUCAGAUACAGAGCUGUUGCUGCUGAAUGGUUCAGAUCCUGUGGCUGAAGUUGCUAUUCGGCAGCUCAGUGAAUCCUCAAAGCUGAAGCUGAAGUCCCCACGGAAGAAAAGCACGAUCAUCAUUUCAGGGAUCUCUAAGACCUCAUUGUCUCAGGACCACAGUGCUGCCCUCAUGCAGAACUAUGCAGCUGCUAUGGACAGCUCCAGCCAGGGGGAUGCCCCAUCCACUUUGUGCCCUGCAGAGGCAACUGUAGCCUCUGCCACCGCCCCACUUGAAGAAGAUGAGCCAGCCCAGGCCCUACCUGACCUCCAACCUAGAGAGCAUGAUCUGGACCCCUGGGACCUAGAGAAGGAGGCCCCAGCAGCAGAGUGGAGCUGUCCAGCCUUUCAGGAGCCUGAUGGGGACGAACGGUCGGAGAGCUCCCUGAGUGCUUCAGAGGCUGGAGCCAUCAAAAAGCAUAAAGGAGUCCUAAGGAAAGGCGCCAGGCUCUUCUUCCGCCGGCGACACCAGCAGAAAGACCCAGGCAUGAGCCAGUCACAUAACGACCUGGUAUUCCUGCAGCAGCCAGAAGGGAGGCAGAAGAAGGGGGUGACCCUCAGCCGGCUCCUGAACAAGAAGCUGCUUGCCAGGCAUAGAGGCAAGCACACCAUGAAUGGAACACCCAGUGAGCCCUGCCUAUAGCCCGAGUCACCUCCUGUCCUUGCAGCCGGAGGAUGGGGACCACAAAGGCCACUACCAGAAUAGCAGGAACCAGAGCCAUCAGAUGCCUGCUUGUCUAGCUCCCCCCGU